AUGGCUUUUUCCGCCUGUCUGAAAUACGUAAUGGCCAGUGGCAUUCCCUCGGCCACGGAGCAUCCCACAGCUGAGCCAAAUGUAAAUCAGAGGGAUUUGGUGUUUACAUCACUGACACCUGUCCGUUUUAAGCGACAGAGCCCCCAAUUUUUUCGUUGCAAGCGCCACAGCCGUGCACAGCUGAUCCGAAAACUGAACAGGCUUGGUAAUCAACGAGGGGGAGGUUAUGGUGGUUAUAAUCGACGUUUCAUGGCACUGACCUGGAAGGAUGCUCGAAAAUUCCAAAACCUUGUCACAACUGUGAGCACUUCUCCACUUAACUUCUCUAUUAUCAACAAUCUCCCUCUUAGUGCUCCGAGUAAAGCAGGUACACUGAUGUCACGCACCGAUUGUCAUGCAACGGAGAAUGGGCUACUGCGCAUGUGCAGUGCAUGCCCUGCUGUCACUUUUUUGGGUCACGAUAGGAUACCUUCCUUCAUCAACGAGGUCAAGUGCGGACAAGGAAUGUGUUCACAUGGAGUGCUUGGCCAUUGUCAAGCAGCAGUAAUGCUCCAGCAAUUUCUAUACAAGACAGGGCGGUGUAACCCAGUCACUGGAUAUGAAGAAUUAUUGCCCUAUACCCAACCAAUACGCGUGUGUUGUGAGUGCUUGGUCUUCCCCAUUGGUUAA
Molecule: messenger RNA, 669 nt
Organism: Pocillopora meandrina
Lineage: Eukaryota; Metazoa; Cnidaria; Anthozoa; Scleractinia; Pocilloporidae
Source: the annotation of a GenBank genome assembly